AUGAAAGUAGCAGACGAACUGGGUGGAACAGAAGCAAACAAGGAAAUGAUUGAGCCAACCACAGAGCCUCAGAAAGAGAACAUUCUCUCAGACUGGGUCAAUGAUCCUGAAAAUGCUAAGAACUGGUCGACAAAGAAGAAGCUGUACAACACUGCUGUUCCCGCCGUAUCACACAGUUCAUUCGGCCUCGCAAUAUACUCACCAUCGCAUGAAUCCGUCAAACAUUCCUUCCAAACCAGUACGGUACUCUCGCUCCUCCCAUUCACUUUAUACGUCUACGGCCUCGCAUUUGGCCCCGCAGUCUCAGCUCCUUUAAGUGAGACUUUCGGCCGGAGAUUUAUUUACGUUUUCGUGACCCCGAUCGCCUUGCUCUUCAUCUUGGGUGCCAGUUUCGCAAACAAUCUCGCCGCUCUCGCCAUCUGCCGUCUCCUAGCAGGCAUCACAAUCUCUGCGCCAUUGGCUGUGGGCGCGGGGACUAUCAUGGAUAUGUGGACAGGCGUCAACACAAAUCGCGGAGUGGUGUUGAUUAUGACCAUUGCGUUUUUGGGACCAGCACUGGGGGAGCUAGUUGGCGGUUGGGUUGCUCAGUACAAGAACUGGCAGUGGUCGCAAUGGACGACCCUGUUCCUAGGUGCUGCCUUCUGGAUCUUUUCUACGGGAGCGCAAGAGACAUAUGCAGCCCCGCUAAUGCGUCGCAAGGCUAAGAAGCUGGGACUUCCGCUACCCCCGUCGCCUGUCCCUGCUGGCCUUGCCGGCGCUCGUUUCUUGGUCACUGUCACUCUAGCGAGGCCACUGUACAUGCUUGUCCCUGCCAUUCCGCUCAUCUUCAGCACUACCUACAGCUUUACCCCAGGAGAAAGUGGAUUGGUACUAAUUGGAAUUGCUGUUGGAUGUAUCCUUGGGGGUAUUGUGCUGGUGCUUCUUGAUUCUCAUACUAUGAGAAGACACGUCAUCAAGCACAAAGCUGCAUUGCCACCACCGGAGCGAAUGCUUUGGGGUGCCAUGAUAGGAGGCCCCCUCAUGGCUGGUGCAUUGUUCUGGUUUGCAUGGACGGCCCGGCCAGGCAUUCAUUGGAUAAGCAGCAUAGUGGCUACAGGUCUAUUUGGCUUCUCUAAUAUUUUGGUCUUUGUCUCGACAAUGCUUUAUUUGACCAACGUCUACGGUGCUAAAUACGGAGCAUCAGCGCUGGCAGCUAAUGGAUUACUACGAUAUGUUGUUGGAGGCUCUUUCCCAUUGUUUACAAUUCCAAUGUAUAACAACCUGGGCUAUCCAUGGGCGUCAAGCUUGCUCGGGUUUAUAGCAAUCGCAUUCGCCUUCUUGCCAUGGAUUUUCUAUGUGUUUGGCAGCAAGGUCCGUCAGUCUAGUGCAUAUAUCCAGUAA
Molecule: messenger RNA, 1380 nt
Organism: Penicillium griseofulvum
Lineage: Eukaryota; Fungi; Ascomycota; Eurotiomycetes; Eurotiales; Aspergillaceae
Product: MFS transporter
Exons: 5
Coding region: 1-1380 (459 amino acids)
Biological process (GO): transmembrane transport; spermine transport; spermidine transport
Molecular function (GO): spermine transmembrane transporter activity; spermidine transmembrane transporter activity
Source: RefSeq, a predicted model, not a curated record